Dibothriocephalus latus is the source of this 207-nucleotide messenger RNA. NCBI's taxonomy places the organism in Eukaryota, Metazoa, Platyhelminthes, Cestoda, Diphyllobothriidea, Diphyllobothriidae. The record is from the annotation of a GenBank genome assembly.
GUCCUUGGUAGCGGAGGUGUCGGCAAGAGCGCCCUCACUGUCCAGUUCGUUCAGAAUAUCUUCGUUGAGAAGUAUGAUCCAACGAUAGAAGACAGCUACCGAAAGCAGAUUGAUGUCGACGGCCAACAGUGCAUGUUGGAGAUUUUGGACACCGCGGGCACGUCCAGUCGUCUCACCUGGCUACAGGCAAAUGAGCUUAUACGUUAG